Serendipita indica DSM 11827 is the source of this 612-nucleotide messenger RNA. Lineage: Eukaryota; Fungi; Basidiomycota; Agaricomycetes; Sebacinales; Serendipitaceae. The record is from the annotation of a GenBank genome assembly.
AUGGGUCGUGUAUUGCUCAAGGUGAUCAUUCUAGGAGACAGCGGCGUCGGCAAGACGUCUCUCAUGAAUCAAUACGUCAACAAACGCUUCAGCAGUCAGUACAAGGCUACUAUCGGUGCCGAUUUCUUGACCAAAGAAGUCAUGGUUGAUGACCGUCUUGUCACGAUGCAGCUGUGGGACACUGCCGGCCAAGAACGCUUCCAAUCCCUUGGAGUCGCCUUUUACCGUGGCGCCGACUGCUGCGUCCUCGUUUACGACGUCAACAGUUCAAAGUCAUUUGAGACACUGGACAGCUGGAGAGAUGAAUUCCUAAUCCAGGCUAACCCCCAGAAUGCGGAGAAUUUCCCCUUUGUCGUCCUCGGGAACAAGAUCGACGUGGAGGAGCAUAAGCGACAGGUCACUCAGAAGCGUGCGAUGGCUUGGUGCCAGGCAAAGGGCAGCAUCCCUUACUUUGAAACGUCUGCCAAGGAAGCUAUCAACGUCGAGCAGGCGUUCCAAACAAUUGCAAAGAAUGCUCUCUUGCAAGAAACGGAUAUCGACGUCUCGCCGGAUUACCCGGAUCCAAUCAGAAUCGACUCGCCAUCCCCGUCUGGUGGAUGCAGCAGCUGCUAA